AUGUGGCUGUGGGAACUGUGUUGUUUAUUUCUCAUGAUAAACAAUUGUAAUGGAGUGAUUUAUCAUUUAAAUGACUCUGAGUACGAACGUAUGCCACCCAUAUUCGGUCUGGAUCGUUACGACACAUGUCUGAACGAUGUUAAUGGAUUAUACUGUGUGGUAAAGCUGGAUUUGCAUGCGGAAUCAAACAACGAGCUUAUGAAAUUAAUUAAGGAAUAUUCAGCACACACGUCGAAACAUUACAAUUACACAUACCUUGAAAGAGGAGUGUGUGUAACAAGAACAUGUAGACAGUUUUCAGCGAAUAAAACUUUAGUAAAAUAUGAGGACCUAAAUGAAGUCCUUGGGGCCUGUCUCAAUGAUUCCAUUCAGAAAGAAUAUAAAAUAGAAGCAAAACUAUCAAAUAUAUACUAUUGCGAUAAACAUAAUGAACAAACAGACGUAGAUAUCAAUGAUUGGACUGUAGCAGGAGUGUUCGCAAUAUUGAUAUUAUUAGUAGUUUUAGGAACUUUUUAUGAUGUGUUUUACUGUAGUACAGAUGCACAUGAUAAUGCCAUGCAAGAAAACAAGUUUUUGUUCAAUUUCUCACUGCGUAAAAAUUAUCGGGAAUUAGUAAAUUAUAAGAUUUUUGACCAAAGAUAUGAGAGACUAAAAGGAUUGAACGGCUUAAGAUCUAUUACGACUUGCCUUAUGAUAAUAGCUCACGUCAUACUUAUUAAUUCGAUGGGCUUUAUCGACUCGCCUCAUGACUUCGAAAAGACGUACGAGACAUUCCAUUUUCACCUAAUAUACAACGGGCUAAUGAUCGUGCAGAUUUUCUUCGUAAUAGCGGCGUUUCUGCAGGCGUACAACAUUCAGAUACGAUCCGAGACAAAGCCAAUUAAGUGGUCACAGCUUCCGAAGCUGUUUUUCGCAAGAUGGUGCAGAUUGACUCCAGCUUACGCAGCGAUGAUCGCCUUCACAGCCACAUGGCUUCGGCACAUGGGCUCUGGUCCGCUAUGGAAGCUUUACGUCACCAACACCGUGGUGGCUGACUGCCGGAGUUAUUGGUGGCUACAUAUCCUCUACCUCAAUAACUAUUAUUCAGACGAUAGACUGUGCGCCGUACAGACCUGGCACGUUGCAGCAGACACUCAACUCUUUGUAAUAGGAAUGUUUGUGUACUUAUCAACGGAGUCACGUGGCAGAUGGUUCGCACUGGCGCUGUUAUUGCUCGUGGGGAUGAUAGUGCCAGCUCUGCACGUGUGGCUGCAGGACUUGGACGCGUUGGUUCUGAUGUCGCCCGAAUUAUACCGCCGAUGGUUCGACAGGACCUUCCACUACCUGCACAUCCUCGGUCACAACAAUUUGGCGUGUUACGUCAUCGGCCUCGGUACCGGCACUCUUGUUUACUAUUGGCAGAAGAAAAAUAAGUGGGGUGGACUCGCCUGGCUUAUAAUACCAGCUAUUGGCUGUCUGUUCCUGACGGGGCGCUCGUUCUUCAAUGACGGAGCUCGUGCUUCUCUCAUUGCUCGCAUGUUGUACGCGGGAACACACCGCGUCGUCAUGGGAUUCUUGGUCGCCCUCGCAGUGGUGGCACUAACCAUGAGGCUUAGUGAAAGUUACUGCAGAUUUUUUGAAUGGGAUGGCUGGUUGGUGCCCAGCAGACUUUCCUAUAGCGUCUACUUGGUGCAUAUGAACUUUAUACACGUGCUUCUUGGCAUACGAACACAACUCAGUCUCGUGUCGUUAUAUAAUAUGCUUGUCCUCUAUUUCGGAGUGGUUGUGUUGUCAGUAAUGUUGGCACUGCCUUUCUACCUGAUAAUGGAAGCGCCAAUGACUGGACUUCUAAAAAUGUUUUUGAAAACAAGAGAUUCGAUAUUAAAAGAAGUUGAGUUUAAAGGAAAGAAAAAAGAAGUUGAGCUUAACAGAAAGAAAAAAGAGUGA
Parnassius apollo (apollo) is the source of this 1926-nucleotide messenger RNA. The record is from the annotation of a GenBank genome assembly. NCBI's taxonomy places the organism in Eukaryota, Metazoa, Arthropoda, Insecta, Lepidoptera, Papilionidae.